AUGUCAAUGGGAAACGGCGUAUUGAAGGGCACAGAUGUUCCUCAUGCGACGUCUAGCGCCACCCCAUCGAUUCUGGACGAAGCGUUGGUUGGCUCGCCGCCCGCAUCGGCAGCACUCGAAACCGAAAGAGCCGCCAACUUGAACGCCGAACCCUCAGGGUCGCAAGGUCACGACGCAUGCGAACAGGGUACUGCUGGUAACGCCCGGCCCACGACCAUCCAAAUAGAGGACUCUCCCCGGCCUGCCCAUCGACUGCCACGACCGCCGAUCCAGCGACAGCCGUCGGCGUUGCAGCGCAUGGCGUCCGAAGUCAAGGCCCGCCUCGGUGGCGGCGAGCACCAGCGCGAAUGGACCGUGUUCGAAGGCGCGAUGGCGCAUGACCGCGAACAGAAUAAGACGACCUCUGUCAGUCUACGACGCCCGACGAAUAUGCGUAGCCAGAGCAGCUUCUACGCAGACCCGGCGCUGAACUUGAUUGACAAUGUGUCGGACGCCCCGACGCGAGCGGCGAGUCCGGUCUUUGACGAGACUGUGGCACACGAGCGUUAUGAUCCCAGCGACGAAGGCGAAGACGGGGAGGCUGAGGAGGAGGCGGGCGAAGGCAGCUCCCAAUCGGACGACGAGGAUACUCAGACCUCAGAGUCGUCUGCGGACGGUUCGCGAGAACGGCCCGAUGUCCCGCUGUGGCGACGAGUUGUGCACACAGUCUCCGGCUUCAGACUCACGCCGUUGCAAAAGAAUAUACUCAAGUGCAGCAUUGCGUACUUUAUCGCGAGCUUGUUCACCUACAACCGCGCGUUGAGCCACUUUGUGGCCAUCAUGCAGGAUGACGGGCCGGACGGGAGAAGGUACCCAAACCCAAGUGGACAUAUGGUUGCUACAAUUGCUGUGUACUUCAAUCCCGCCAAGACGGUCGGAGGGAUGAUCGAAGCAGAUAUCUACUGCCUCAUCUCCUUGGCCUGGGUCGCCUUCAUCUCGCUGGUCAGCAUGAACCUCUACUGGGCGUUCGAGACGCAUGCCGGUUGGGAGUGGCUCGCCGAUAUCCUCGCCAUACUUUGGGUCGGCCUCGGCAUGUCCUCUGUAGCGUGGAUGAAAACAUACAUGGCGAAACCGACGUUCAACACCGCCUGCAGCAUGUUCUCUAUCAUCCUCUUCGUCGUCGUGGUCAAAGAGGGAGGGCUGCCGACGCUCAUUGGUGUCGCCUUUAUCGUCCUGGUCGGGAGUCUGGUCGCCAAUGCCGUCUGCUACAUCGUAUGGCCGCAGAGCGCGACGGCGAAGCUCGAGGGCGCUAUGAUCACCACCCUGGACUCCUACAGCACGCUCUUACGCUUGCUCACGAACACGUUCCUACUCGAAGAGCCUCUUCACAAGCUCAGCCACGACCGCAUCCAAGCUGCGGUGGCCGCACAUCAGUCUGGCUUCACCGCGCUAAAGAAGCACUUGUCAGAGGCCAGGAGUGAGGCCGUCUGCGGUGGGCCUCGCGGACGCACGAAGAGACCAUACGAAGAUGCCGUGGACGCACUCACUCGCCUCGGACAACAUCUCAACGGUCUACGAUCCGGCAUCACCCUGCAAUACGAUAUUGCUCGAGCGUACCGCGACGGUACACUAGCUAAGCGCCGGCGUGCGAAACGCGGCGCCUCUAAGGCACGCGCGUCUACGAAAGGGCCGGGCUCGAUCCAUACGAAGGCGGACUCGCCGGUAUACAAGGCAGAGGACGAGGAGACGGUCAUGAUCAAGAGCGUUGCGGCUAUGUUUGGUGAUCUUGUGGAUGAGCUUGGGCCGCCGCUGCAUGCUUUGAGCAGGACGUGUACGAACGCGAUCAAGCGUGUGCGUGAGGCAUUUACCGCGAGGUCAUCCCUGUCUCCGUCCCAGUCGGAGAUGCUCUCGGUCGAGUUCCUUGAACUCGUGGACGGGAUCGAGAAGCAACUGUUCCGCUUCGAGAGCACGAUCAAUCAGGCUGUCCUCAAGCUCUACACUCGCUCUGGUGUCCCUCCUCCUCCGAGCGGUGCCACUAUGUUCACCACGGAUGGCAACGGAGGGCUACCAUUCCCUCCGGGUACACCUGGCAAGACGCGUGUGCCGACCAGUGCGAGUCGCGCGAGCGUCGCGAGCGGGUUCGGCGCAGACAACCCGAUGUUUGCGGGCGGGGAGAACGAGAACGUGUUCUUGGUCUACUUCUUCAUCUUCACGCUCCAGGAGUUCGCCGCCGAGCUCGUCAACCUCGUUGAUGCCAUGGCACGUAUCUGCGCCGCCGAGCGCGCACGCGGACCGUGCUGUCUUCUUCCAUGGUACAAGCGCUGGCCCACACACAUCCUCGCACGCUCUCCGUGGCGACACAACUCCCACAAGCGGCGCAAGACGGCCACCACCACCUCCACGUCAUACGGAACCCUGAACGGCGGUAUCCCCGAUCAUCGCAAGUCCCAGCGAUCUCUCUCCGAGUACUUCGUCUCUGCAUCCCCAGCAAGCCGCGUGGCGGCGUACUUCCCCAAGGUCCGACCGCAUGCGCCGAAUACGAUGUCUACGCCGUCCACUGCUGCGUUGUCGUUCUAUGGUCGUGCAAAACAGCUGGCGUGGCGCGUUGGUGCGAGAGCGCGCGAAAGCGAUGUCAAGUAUGCUGUCAAGGCUGGGAUGGCCACUGCUAUGCUUGCUGCGCCGGCGUUCUUCGAGGCGACACGACCGACGUUCAUGGAGUACAGAGGAGAAUGGGCUUUGAUCUCGUUCUUCGUUGUACUAAGCCCGACCAUCGGCGCGACGAACUUUCUGAGCGUACAUCGUGUGCUGGGUACCCUAUUCGGCGCUGCAGUCGCCGCAGGCAUCUACACCCUCUUUGCCGAUCAUCCGGUUGUCCUCGCCAUCUUCGGCUUCCUGUUCAGUAUCCCGUGCUUCUACUAUAUCGUCGCCACACCUCAAUAUGCGACCACGGGUCGCUUCGUGCUCCUGACGUACAACUUGACGUGCUUGUAUAGCUACAACAUUCGGAGACGUGACAUAUCCGUGCUCGAUAUCGCGUACCAUCGGUUCAUCGCUGUUACUGUCGGCGUACUGUGGGCCGCUUUCGUCUCACGGUUCUGGUGGCCUGCCGAAGCGCGGCGCGAGCUCAGCAAGUUGCUCGGAGAGUUCUGCUUGAAUAUGGGAUGGCUGUAUACGCGUCUUGCUGCGAGCAACUCUUUGAAUGCCGAAGAUGCGCAGGCGCUGGUCGUAACUUCGGAUGAUGACGAUGAGCAGACGGAGGAGAGCGCGCUUGUACCGAGGCGUCGGAAGACGGUGCUGAGCAACUCGGUGGAGGAAUUCAUGGCUAUGGAGUUACACCUCCAGCUCCAGCUGAUCAAGCUCCAGGACCUCCUCAAACAAACCGCGCACGAACCGCGUCUCAAAGGCCCCUUCCCCGUGCCCCUCUACCGCAACAUCCUCGCAAGCCUCCAGACGAUCCUCGACAGGCUGCACAGCAUGCGCUGCGUCGCCUCGCGCGAAGAAUGGCACACCUCCGUCCGGCGCGACUUCAUCGUGCCCGUGAACCGCGAGCGGCGCGAGAUGGUCGGCAACAUCGUGCUGUACUUCUCCGUGCUGGCUUCGGCGUUCAGACUCAAGGCGCCGUUGCCGCCGUAUUUGCCGCCCGCGGAGAACGCGCGGCUUGCGCUUGUUGAUGCGAUAAGGGGGCUGGAUGUGGUGAGGAAUAGAGAGACGAAGGGGAGCAGGCAGCUGUUGUUCUUUGCGUAUGCGCUUACGAUGCGCGGGAUCACGCAUGAGCUGGACUUUUUGGGGAGGACGAGUCAGGAUGCGUUUGGGGUUAUUGGGCCGGGGGUGGAGGCUUUUGAGGAGAUGUUCCGGGAGGAGGACGAGAGGAGGGCUAGGAUGGCGUAG
Peniophora sp. CBMAI 1063 is the source of this 3867-nucleotide messenger RNA. The record is from the annotation of a GenBank genome assembly. Lineage: Eukaryota; Fungi; Basidiomycota; Agaricomycetes; Russulales; Peniophoraceae.